Messenger RNA from Anthostomella pinea, 1758 nucleotides. Lineage: Eukaryota; Fungi; Ascomycota; Sordariomycetes; Xylariales; Xylariaceae. The record is from the annotation of a GenBank genome assembly.
AUGUCGUCCGUCAAACAACGCCCAAUUGUGGUCAAUCCCGACGUCGGCAAUGACAGCAACGGCAGCGCCGCUCCCAACAACCCCCUCCAAUCAAGUUUCAACGCGAACGACGACGGCAGCAGCAUCGACUCGGACGAACGGUACUUGUGGCACGCCGGUAUCUGCGCUAUUGUCCCUGCUCACCUCCCUUCCCUGUAUGCGACAGGAGUGACGUGCACUCGGAUACAAGCAGUCUCUGCACCGGCAAUGGAAGUUCUUCGAGAGCUUUGCAGCCAGCUUUGGUUCGUCAACUCGACACUCUGCAGCAUAUGGCACGUACUGACCGACCAAGCGGCGCUUUACUCCGUUGGUGGCAUUCGGACCACCUUCACGAUCGGUGUUGGUGCUGGUGGACCUGCUGCAUACUGGUCAAGCUAUGUCGUGACUUGCGUCUUCGUCUUCAUUACGGCUGCCGUGUUGGCUGAGGUCUGUUCUGCGCUUCCGGCUGCGGGAUCAAUCUACUUCUGGGCAGCCGAGUCUGGCGGACGUCGAUGGGGCAGACUUUUCGGCUUCAUCGUCGCCUGGUGGAGCACAACAGCAUGGACGACCUUCGUCGCAAGCAACUGCCAAGCCGCCGCGAAUUUCUUGCUUUCAGAGAUCACCGUCUUCGGUUUAAACUUCACAACGGACGUAAACGACGUGAAGUUCCGGGCUGUGCAAUGGAUCGUCUCGGAAGCCAUCUUGUUCUUGGCCAUCGGUAUGAAUUACCUGGAUCCGAAGACCUACAAGACCAUCUUCCGCCUUGCAACAGGAAUAAUUCUGCUGGACUUCUUCCUCAACAUCAUCUGGUUGCCGAUCGCUGUGCACAACUCAUACGGGUUUCAGGAUGCGAAAUACGUCUUCACGCAGACCUAUAACGAGACCGGUGCGCCACCUGUGUGGAACUGGAUGCUCAGCUACUACGUUACUGCCGGCGUAUUGGUCGGCUUUGAAGCGUCUGGCCAUAUCUCCGAGGAGACGAAGAAUGCCAGCUCAGUUUCCGCGCGCGCUAUCUUCUGGUCCGCCGUUGCGUCGGCGCUGAUCGGCUUCCCGCUGGUCAUCUUGUUCCUGUUCUGUCUACCAAACUUGGAGACGCUGUACAGCUUGGACGCACCUCAGCCAUUCGUUGAGAUCUACGCUAUGACGAUGGGCCGCAGCGGGCACGUCUUCAUGAACGUUGUUUGCAUCGUUGGUCUCAUCUUCAACACCACCGUUGCCGGCGUCGCAAGCUCACGCUUGAUCUGGGCCGUGGCCAGAGACGGCGUGCUUCCAUUCUCCGGUUGGAUCUCCAAGGUGUCGGACAAGAAGGAGCCCAGGAAUGCCAUCAUUGUCAUGCAUGCCGUUGCCGCACUCUUGCUGUGCACCAUCUUGCCGUCACCAGUGGCUUUCACUUCCUUGGUCUCGGCGGCUGGCGUGCCUACCAUCACCGCGUACGCGUUGAUAGCGUUUGGACGAUUUUUCCUGACACCGCGGCAAUUUCAGCAUUCGCCAUGGAGCCUGGGCAGAUGGUCACGUCCGUUCACCCUGAUCGCGUUGGUCUGGAACCUCUACCUUGCAUGCGUGCUCUUCUCGCCACUGGAGUUCCCAGUCACAUCGCAGACAUUCAACUACAGCCCGGUCAUCUUUGGUGCCAUCACGAUAUUCGGCCUGUUGACGUACUUCCUUACGCCGGAGGAAGCGUGGCUGCCUGCUGCGCGUCUAGGCAAGGUCCAUCGGUUGGAGGAGGAGUGGCAGGAAUAG